CACAGUUCAUCGUGGACAGUUGUCAUGAAUUCUGUCGUGUCUGUGAUGUUGAGCAAGUGACUUAUCGAGGUUUUUGUCAUUUUUUCAGGUACCCCGAGCAUUUUCAAAUAUCAGUGUAUAGAUUCAAGACUCAUUCACUUUAACUGUGAAAGAAGCUAUGGCGUUUCGAGCCGGUGGAACCAACUGGCAGACCUUCCAGCAGGGGACGCAAGGCCAGCAGGUCAGUCCAGCAGAGCGGGCUCAGGCCAAGGCAGUGACUAUCAGCGAGCAGGAACGCCUCAUUGAGCAGAAGAAGAAAGAGAUUCAACAAAAGAUGGCUGAGAAGAAGAAAAAAGAGGAAGAGGCCAAGGGUGGGGCCAAGAAGGCAACAGCAGCUGCUAUUAAAUUUAAUAUUGGGCUCCCUGCGCAACCACCUGCAAAACUUGUACCGACAACAGCAGAGGCUGAAAUUGCUGGUGUACCAACACCAGCUGCCACAGUACCAGCCCCUGUGGUAGGUGGACCAGAAGUUACAAAGCCAGCGGGUAAUAUCUUCUCCAAUGAUGGCAGCUUCUUAGAGCAGUUUCGCAAAAUGCAAGAGCAGAACCAGAAGGGAGAGAAGAGUGAAGAGUCAAAACCAUCUUUGCUGAAGACCAAUCUGAGCGACAUUCCACUACCGGACCCCCCAAAGCCCAAUCAGGAGCUCCCAACCACAUCCCUGGCCCUCUCUUCUACUCCCACAAAUCCCCCACAGCCUAUAGCCUUUAGCACAGCGUCCUCACACACCAGGAAGUCCACCCUGCCAGUGCCAAAGCCGAGUGCCUUUCGGGACUCUGAUGAUGAAGAUGACAAUGUUUUGGCAGCAAUCUUACCGCCAGACGAUCCUGAACUGUUGACGACAGUCAACAGACUGGCCCAAGAGGUUGCAGAGGGAGGACUAAUGGUUGAAGAGACAGCCAAGAAGGAACACAAAGAUGAAGAACUUUACAGGUUUUUGUUUGACCAUGAUUGUCCUGAACACAAGUACUACCAGAAGCGAUUAGUGGAGAUGCGUCUGGCCAAGAAAGUACGUACCAUCAGGGAAACCAGACAAGCAGCGGGAAAUUCAAGCGAGGGAAGUCGCAAACGCAAAAGCCGCUGGAUGGAAGGUGGUCCAGGCGAUAGCGGAGCCGUACCACCCCCCAAGAUCACCAUCAUCCCCCCGGGCUCAGUGGGCGGGGCCAGUGCCAAGCCAGGAGUGGGUGGGGUGGGAGGCACCGGGAUGGGGCUGGGGGAGGUGGAGGAGAAUGAUUGGGGAUUUGGGUCAGGGGGAGGUGUGUCGACGUCCAGUCUGGGGAACGAUGUGAAUCGUGUCGGGAUGAUUGGGACAACAGAACUGAGCCCAGCACAGUUGAAGCAGCUGAAAGAACAGCAGGAGAUGCAACGUAUGGUGGACUCCAUGGUGAAAUACCAUAACAAGAUAGCAGCGGCGGGCCGCAGUGCAGCGAACCAGGAGUCUGGCCCCAGAAAGAAGAACAAGUACGAAUAUGACAGUGAUGAAGAUACACACGGUGGUACCUGGGAGCAUAAGCAGCGUAUGCUAGAGAUGGAGGAGACUAGAGAGAGAGCUGAGAUUCUGACUCGGAUGGGCAAGGGUAAGCACCAUCUGGGUGACUUCCUGCCCCCUGAUGAGCUGGAGAAAUUCCUGGAGACAUUGCAAGCUUUGAAAGAAGGCAGGACACCAGACUUCUCUGACUACCAGAAGUUCAAGAUUCAAGCUGACAACAUUGGUUACCAGAUGUUGAAGAAGCUUGGCUGGGAGGAAGGCAAAGGUCUUGGCUCGACGGGGCAGGGCAUCACUGCACCAGUCAACAAGGGCAGUGCGUCUGCAGCCACCACUGGCCUGGGCAUUGACAAGGCCAGUAACUUGACCAAAGAGGAUGCAGAGGAUGAAUACUCAGCAUAUCGGAAGAGGAUGAUGCUGGCGUACAGAUUCAGACCAAACCCCCUGAACAAUCCAAGGAGACCAUAUUAUUGAAGUUGGAGGGUGUGUAACGCGGAGGUUUGCAGAUAGUUGAUGAACAACUGACUGAGGAGUUAAGACUAAUUGGAUUUUUAGUGGAUUCAACAGAGUUCUGGUAGUUUCAUGUCUUUUUUAAUCUACACAGCCUGGAUCCAAUAUCAUGUAGCCGCUAAGAAUGUCAAAACUCAUUCAGCAAAUGCGUGACUACCAGUCAAAACAUCACCAGAGAUAUACUGCUGAUGAUUGGUUUGACACUUUUCUGUAUGGCAAGUUGGGCAAGUUUCCUGUAUACUAGCUCUAUGAACUUGGAUCCUGACUGGUCUCCACUCAUUAUAGGGGUGAUUGACAAUACAGUGCGCCACCAAAAGGCUCCCAGGGAAAGGCCAUUUUUCCAGUUAAUGGCCGACAAAAGCAUGGCAGCCUUUCCAUGAUUCGAUAGAUGGGGACAUUCACUGCAAGAAGAAGAAAGGAUUUAUUAACUGCUACUCAAAAUACACCUACAAAUCUUCUUCCUUAUAAAACUGAUAUUGUUGCCUUCUCUGAUUUUUAUUUUGAGUUAUUCGAUUCAAUAAAAUUUAACACAUUUUGACUACUUUUCUCUUUUAGGAAAGUUUUAUAUGAAGAAGGUUUUAGCAUAAAACAAGCAUCUUAUGACUUAACAUUUCUUUGUACAAAAAUCACCUGUAUUCAGUACUUGCUUACGAGACACCUGUUAAUUGUUGGAUCAGUGUGUGGUAACUAAACCAAAUUUGGCCACUGACCACUUGUGUGCUUAGAUUCUUGUACAGUGUUGAGAGUAACACACAGGAGUAUACUCCCUCCACAGACAGAAUAUUGAAAUCCAUAAAGUAGAUUUCUUUGAUCAGUUUUGUUAGGUACUUUAUACUGUACUGCAAUUAAAACAAAGCCUAACAAAAAGUUGAGCAUUGUACAGAAUUGACAUUUUAAAACCAGUGUGAAAGUUGCAGAUCUGUAAAUAACAUAAGACUUGUGGUAACUCCUUGUUAAAGUCAUCUCUAAUGAAUUUUUGCCACUUGUGUGUUUUGGAUAACGUUCACAAUACUGAAGGUAAACCUAGCAUGGUUUCACUUCUACACAAUUUAAUUUUUGGUUUUGUUUUAUUUUCAAAACUUGAUAUUAAGGGUGGAUUACAUCAAAUGAACGUUAAAGAGCAAAUCAUCAUCUGCAUGUUUUUAUCAGCGUGAAGUCACUAGACUUACUACAGUUUAAUACGUUAGUAUUUGUAACAUGUAAAUGAUAUUCAAAUGUCGAAUAAAAAGGGAAAUAUAUUUGGGAAAAUCAA
Acanthaster planci (crown-of-thorns starfish) is the source of this 3284-nucleotide messenger RNA. RefSeq names its product SURP and G-patch domain containing 1 (gene sugp1). The record is from RefSeq and is a predicted model, not a curated record. Lineage: Eukaryota; Metazoa; Echinodermata; Asteroidea; Valvatida; Acanthasteridae. Gene Ontology annotation, molecular function: RNA binding. Gene Ontology annotation, biological process: RNA processing. Gene Ontology annotation, cellular component: nucleoplasm.